GCACAAUCUCAUGAACAUGCCAUAUCGGAUAUCUGCCUCAGGCGGAACUUUUGAAACCUGUUGUUGUGAUGAACCCGGAGGAUCUCAGUGUUGCACAGGUCGGUAUUAAGACAGCACUUUGCAAUUUAAGCCAUGUUUAUUACAUGUACGAUUUAAUGUUUGUGUCAGGGCCAUCUUAGUUGGUUUUUGUAUUGUUUUAAUCAGUGAUGUUUUCGUGACAACCCUGGUUUGAUAUUUGCGGCUUAACCGUACUUGGGUCAUGGGUUAAUAUGAAGCUCAGCUAGCGUUAGCUUCCGCUGAUAGCUCCGAAAAGUUAGCAUCAUGCCGCAGGAGGACAUUUUUGCAGACUCGGUACAGCCUAAUGGAGGAGUUAAGGAGAAAGGAGCCAGGAGCCGGCUCGGCCUCGUCGUCACCGGGGUUGUUGGGGGUACUCUGGUCGCACUGUACGCCGUGGCCGCCCCGUUUGUGGCCCCCGCCUUGAGGAAGUUCUGCCUCCCGUUCGUCCCGGCGACCACGGCUCAGGUGGACAACGUCCUCACUGUGCUGCGGAGGCGUUCAGGGACACUGGUGGACAUCGGAAGCGGAGACGGAAGAAUAGUGAUUGCUGCAGCUAAACAGGGAUUCCAGGCCUCCGGGUUGGAGCUCAACCCCUGGCUGGUGUGCUAUUCCCGCUACAGGGCCUGGAGAGAGGGGGUCCACCGCUCCACUUCUUUCCAUAUCUGUGACUUGUGGAAGGUCAGUUUUGCUCAGUACUCCAAUGUUGUCAUUUUUGGAGUUCCUCAGAUGAUGGACCAGCUGGAACACAAACUUGCGAGUGAGCUGCCGAGCACAGCCAAAGUGGUGGCCUGCCGCUUCCCCUUUCCAACAUGGGUCCCCGAAAAUACAGCAGGGGAAGGCAUAGAUACUGUGUGGGUGUAUGAUGCCAGAACAUUUAACUCCAACCUGCAGCGCGGACCCACAGGAAAAACAGCCCCAGAAGAACGGGACACAACAGAGCCGCACACAUGAGAUCAAAAAGCCCUGACUGUGGUCUUUUUCUCCCUUAAGUGUACAACCUUUGUAAGGCUUUAAGAUGGAUUGAUCCAUGCUCUGUUUUGCUAUAAAACUGAAAAUAAAAGCAAUAAAGGGUGGCUAUUUUUCCAUCUAAAGCUCAACAACAGAGUACAGAUGUGUGCAUGAAGGUAACUUUAAACAUGAUUGUGUUAAGACUGUAAUGGCCCCGUCUGAAAGAAAGCUUUGUGUGUGCUUUUGAAUCAUAAAAAUACACUGUGCUGUCUUUUUUAACUUAUGAAUUUCUAAUUAAAAGAAUAUAUUCUAUCAUC
Molecule: messenger RNA, 1322 nt
Organism: Menidia menidia (Atlantic silverside)
Lineage: Eukaryota; Metazoa; Chordata; Actinopteri; Atheriniformes; Atherinopsidae
Source: the annotation of a GenBank genome assembly